Messenger RNA from Gossypium raimondii (Peruvian cotton), 2182 nucleotides. Its product is annotated as serine/threonine-protein phosphatase 7 long form homolog. The transcript has 7 exons. The coding region runs from base 333 to 2123 and encodes 596 amino acids. The record is from RefSeq and is a predicted model, not a curated record. Gene Ontology annotation, biological process: meristem development; meristem maintenance. NCBI's taxonomy places the organism in Eukaryota, Viridiplantae, Streptophyta, Magnoliopsida, Malvales, Malvaceae.
UUUUAUUGUGUUUCCAUUUAUUGUUUGAUAUAUACUUUUUCUUUUAUCACAGAAAAAGAAGUUUCAAGUUGUUCGAUGUAAUGUUACUAUCAAUAAAGGUUUCUGUAUUUGUAUUGAUUUUAAACUCUUUUUUUGGGGGGUUAUGUAAUGUUUAACUUUCCCUGGUGUUCUUUGGUUUGCUCAUCUUUGUUUCAUGGGAGAGCCGAUAGGAAUUGUUGUGUAAAUUAGAAAGAGUGGGAGCUUUCAAUUGUCAAAUCCAUUCAAGCAAACGAAACAAUAAGAAGUGAGGAGGAAGUUAACAGAGGUGAAAUUUUGUGUUUGUUUUCUAAGAGAUGGCAAAUCAGCUUAUUCGUUUGGAUCACAAGCAUAUCUCCGUCGUUCAAUUACAAAUGGGCGAAGAUCGGAUAUUGGAGACAUACAUAAACAAUUUAAGCGAAGGUGCGCCGAAUGCCAUUUAUGGACACUUGCAAGAUGUAGGAUUUUUAUACGUGGCUCGCAUGCUUGGGGGGACUAAAUUGGAUCCCACACUUAUUAGUGCUUUGGUCGAAAGAUGGAGACCGGAGACACACACAUUCCAUCUUCCCUGUGGUGAGUGUACAAUUACACUCGAGGACGUUAGUUUACAACUCGGUCUACCAGUUGAUGGGGAAGUUGUUACGGGGCCAGUGCUUAGUGUUGAUUGGAGUGCAACAUGCGAGCAAUUAUUAGGGAAGGUGCCGAACAAGUUUAAGGGUAGUCGAAUCGAGAUGAAAUGGUUGGAGGACAACUUCAAAACUAUCGAAGCUUCUGCCAGUGAUGUUGAAAAAGAACAAUUCGCGCGCGCGUUCAUCUUAAAAUUGAUCGGGGGUUUGCUCAUGCCAGAUAAAUCUCGAAAUCUGGUACAUUUAAGGUGGCUGCUACUACUAGCCAACUUAAAAGAAGCGGGACGACUUAGUUGGGGAUCAGCAGUGUUGGCGACAUUGUACCGAGAAAUGUGUCGAGCAACGCAACCAGAAAAAGCUAAAAUCGGCGGUUGCAUGCUCCUUCUUCAAUCGUGGGCAUGGUAUCGACUACCAUUUUUGCGCCCCCGAGUGGACCUCCCUUAUGAAUUCCCACUCGUAAUAUGGUGGAACAAUCCCGCAAGACAUAGUGGUAUACCGACCGAGCUCGAGGAUAUUCGACUAGCUUUAGAUCAACAAACCGAAGAGGAGUUUGUAUGGAUGCCAUAUGCAAAUCCAAGAAUUCAAGAAUGCAUCCCGGUCAAAUUUUUGGCCAAUCGUAACAUCUGGCACGUUAAAGUGCCAUUGAUCGUUUUUGCAACAGUCGAGAUGCAUGAAUCCAACCGAGUGAUGCGGCAGUUCGGGUGUAUGCAACGUAUUCCGUCGUCACCCCAAAAGCUCGAUGACCUACACAAUAUCGACUUGCGGGGGAGACUUGAGGAAGAUUGGUCUUCAUUCCACCAAAAGUAUAUCGAGAUUUGGCAGCGUAGGUACGAUUACUUACCAACGCGUGAACCAUUUCUCACACCAGAGUUGGCUACAUCUCCAGAUUACAUGGAUUGGUUCAGGCAUAAGGGCAAGCCGUAUCUAUUGUCGGCUUUAGAAAGGAGUAGGCAGCGUCGUCGUAGGAGGCAAAGACGAGGGCCCAUCAAUCCUAGGUCAGGAGAACAUGUUGCGGGGAGAUCAACAUCUGCCCCAGCUCCACACGGGGAACCGAUUGUCAUGCAACCACCCGGUGCAUAUUUCGUACAACCGCCACCCACCAUACCAUAUUACGUGCCGAUGCUGCCAGCAACACCGAUGUAUCCGGUAUCGUCGACAACUCUCACCUUUUAUCCACAGUCGGCCUAUGCGACACCAUACAAUUAUCCUUUGAUAGUGCCGCAAACACCUCCAACAACGUUUUUCUACCGAGGAGGGUCAUCCUCGCAACCGCCGACUCAUAUAAAGAGGGAUGUACGAUGCGCGACUAGGACCCAAAGGCAGUCAAGCACGAAGGAAGGAGAUGAAAUUGGCCAUCAACAUGGACGUGCACGUGAAGAUGAAGAUGAGGACGAUGAGGAGUCGCCAACCCAAACAGUGCGACAAAACCCUAGGCGUGCCCGACACCUACCUAAUUGUGACACACAUUCAGGACAUCGAUAAUUAUGUUAUUUGUAAUUUUUUUCCAAAUUAAUUUCAAUUCCAAUUUUAAAUCUAGAAAA